GCGCAAAGGGCUGAGCCAGUGUUGUUUUUUGUUUUUUGUUUUUUUUCCCGGCUGGAAGUGAGAUGUUUGUGAGUGGUGAGGUUAGGCCGGAAGUGGUGUUGCGUAGGGAAUGGGGGGAGGGGGGACGAGCUGAACCGCCGCUCGUCUGGCGAAGCGGGAGGCUUGUGGCGCUGGCUGGAGGCCAAGGAUGCAGUCCAAGAAAGUUCUAAAAAUAUAUCAUCAGGUCCAACUUGGUAGUUGACCUAGCCAUGGAAAGCCUCACUGGGUCAGACCAUAACUGGCAUUCUUAAAAACUCUUCCCAUCAUAAAGUAUCAAGAAGGAAAAUGUAGGAUAUAUACCUACCACUUCAAGAAAGCUCCUGUACCAGCCAACAGCCUAACAGAUUAGCUAGCUGCUUUGAUCGUCAAGCAGACGUACUCAAGCUCAGCACAGCACAGGAAAAAUCUCUCUAUGAACAUUUUUCACAAUCUGUGUGUGACCUAUUAGCAGGUCAUGAAAUCAGUUCUAAAGAGGAAAAAUGAAGUGAAAUGUGCAGACACUUGUUCAAGUUCAGCUGCUGCACCUGGAAAUGUGAAUAGUGACCAUGUUGAGAGAAAUACUGACUGUAAUCUGCAAACUUCAACCUCGUUUGAGCCACAUUUCAAAAAGAAAAAGGUAAGUGCAAGACGUUAUAAUGAAGAUUAUUUAAAAUACGGUUUUAUCAAAUGUGAAAAACCCUUGGAAAAUGACAGACCUCAGUGUGUUAUUUGUAACAAUAUUCUUGCAAAUGAGAGCUUAAAACCUUCUAAAUUAAAAAGGCACUUAGAAACUCAGCAUGCUGAACUUACUGAUAAGCCUCUUGAGUAUUUUCAAAGAAAGAAAAAGGAUGUAAAGUUGUCUACACGAUUUCUUGGUUGUCCUACAGCUGUUAGCGAGAAAGCCUUAUUAUCAUCGUAUUUGGUUGCAUAUCGAGUGGCGAAAGAGAAAAUGGCUCACACGGCUGGUGAAAAAAUAAUUCUUCCAGCGUGUUUGGAUAUGGUGCGUACAAUUUUUGAUGACAAAUCGGCUGAUAAAUUAAAAACGAUAUCUAGUGAUGACAUAAUAUCUCUUCGAAUGUGCACUAUUGCGGAACACUUAGAAACAAUGCUUCUUACCCGGUUGCAGACUGGUAUAGACUUUGCGAUCCAGCUCGAUGACAGCACCGACCUGGGGAGCGGCACGACACUCUUAGUUUAUGUCAGAUACGUGUGGCAAGAAGAUUUCAUGGAGGAUUUUUUGUGUUGUUUAAAUAUAACCUCACACCUAAGCGGGUUAGAUAUUUUUACAGAAUUAGAAAAGUGCAUUGUUGGCCGAUAUAAAUUAAACUGGAAGAACUGCAAAGGGAUUACAAGUGACGGAGCAGCAAGCAAAACCGGAAGACACAGCAGAGUAAUUAAAAAAUUGCUAGAAGUGACUAAUAAUGGCGCCGUGUGGAAUCACUGUUUUAUACAUCGUGAAGCUUUAGCAUCCAGAGAAAUCCCACAGAAUCUCUUGGAAGUACUGAAAAACGCAGUGAAAGUUGUUAACUUCAUUAAAGGAAGUGCGCUAAAUAACCAGCUUCUUGAAACAUUUUGUUCAGAGAUUGGAGCUAAUCGUACCCACUUACUAUACCAUACCAAAGUUCGUUGGUUGUCUCAUGGCAAAAUACUAAGCAGGGUUUACGAACUCAGGAACGAGAUCCACCGUUUUCUUACUGAAAAAAAGUCUUAUUUGGCAAGUAUUUUGGAAGAUGACAUUUGGGUGAUGAAAUUGGCAUAUUUAACAGAUAUUUUUGGCAUUCUUCACGAACUGAGUUUAAAACUACAGGGGGAAAAUAGCAAUAUAUUCCAACAGGUCGAACGCAUCCAGGGAUUCCAAAAGACACUAUUGUUAUGGCAAGCGAGGCUUAAAAGCAGCCGUCCGAGCUACUACAUGUUUCCAAGAUUUUUGCAACAUAUCGAAGAGAACGUUAUUAGUGAAAACCUUUUGAAAGAAAUAAAAUUAGAGAUAUUGGUGCAUCUCACUUCUCUGUCUCAAACUUUUAACCAUUUCUUUCCAGAAGAGAAGUUUGAAACGUUAAGAGAAAACAGCUGGGUGAAAGAUCCCUUUGCUUUUCGAAACCCAGAAUCAGUAAUUGAGUUAAACUUGGUGCCUGAAGAAGAUGAAUUACUGCAGCUCAGUUCCUCAUAUACAUUGAAGACUGACUACGAAGCAUUAACAUUAUCGGCAUUUUGGAUUAAGGUAAAGGAAGACUUCCCUCUGCUAAGCAGAAAGAGUGUCCCGCUUCUGUUACCAUUCACGACAACCAGUUUGUGCGAGCGUGGGUUUUCAGUCCUGACCCAGUUAAAAGCAAAGGAAAGAAACGGGUUGAAAGGUGCAGCAGAUAUGCGGGUGGCACUGUCCUCCUGUUUUCCCGACUGGAGCGAACUUCUCAGCAGGCAAGCACACCCGUCACCUUAAGUGAAUCUUCCCUGAUUUGUGUUCUUGUGUUUCUUAUUUUGUGACAUUUUUCUAUGCUGAAUUCAGAUGCUAACACAGCAUUGUAUGUGGUAACUUGGUUUUUAUUUUUGGCAUAUUUAAAUAUUAAUGAAAUCAUAAUGUAACUUUCCAUUCUUUGACCAAAACUUUAAUGAACUUCUGUUAGAGGCCAGGAAGUUUUCUAGAGACAUUUGGGAUGCAAAAUGAAGAAAGCAAAGAUCAUUCUGUAGUGGAACUUCGUGGAACUGGCAGGGAGAGAGACAGACAGACCAUAAAUAACCCUUAAAAUAUUUUAAAGGUAAUAAGUACUAUAGAAACAGCAAUAAGAAAGAAGGCUCGGGAACUGUUAUAUGGGCACCAAAUCAUGAAGGGCUCUGUAGACCAUCAAAGGGCCUCUGGGUUUUUGUCUGAAAUGGAGAGCAGUUGAAGGAUUAUGCAGAGGAAAGAUGUGAUGUGAAUUAGGUUUUAAAAGAUUCACUUCAUAGGUGCCCAGCUGGCUCAGUCAAUAGAGCAUGUGCCUCUUUUUUUUAAUUUUAUUUUUUUUAAUAUUUAUUUAUUUUUGAGACAAUGCGAGAGACAGAGUGCAAUCAGCGGAGGGAUGGA
This is a messenger RNA of Prionailurus viverrinus (fishing cat), 3079 nucleotides long. It is a transcript of the gene ZBED11, whose product is annotated as family with sequence similarity 200 member B. NCBI's taxonomy places the organism in Eukaryota, Metazoa, Chordata, Mammalia, Carnivora, Felidae. The record is from RefSeq and is a predicted model, not a curated record.